CUAACAGGUUUACUGCAACAUUGUUGCUCCACAAGCUAAUUAUGAAAUGAUACAAUGUUGGGCACGGGCGGAAAGUCAGAACUGUAUCUUUAAGAGGCCGCUCUAUCCAGUGCUUUGUUGAACAGAAGGGGUCGGUUGGGGGAAGGGCCGAGGCAGCCGUGUCUGACUAACUUGCAUAUGGCCAACUCGAUGGAGGAUUGCUACAGCAGGACGCCAAGGGAAAAACCACAGGGCUUUUCUCUGGACUGAGACGCAUUAUCUCCAUCGCACGAUGAUAUAAUCAUCGAGAAAAGGGGGAAGACUUCAGGACAUCCGAAGUUGGGUCCAGAGAUGUGUGGGGCCGAGAUUGCAACGUUACAACGUGUUGUUCUGCUUCUGUUGUGUCCAAGCGUGCCAGUUGCAUUUUGAGACGGUGUCUACCACAGGCCCAGGAGGCAGUAAAUUGUUCUAAAGGAAAAGGACAACAAACAAGGGAAAUGACCAUGGCUGGAGCCCCAGGCUUCUUCUCCAACGGACCUGCAUGGACGGUCACCGACACAGAAAUGACCAACCUAUACCGAGAUUUGGAACUGGGGACCGUACUAACAUUAUUUUAUUCGAAGAAGUCUCAACGCCCGGAGAGAAGGACGUUUCAAGUGAAGCUUGAGACCCGACAGAUCAUUUGGACAAGGGGCACAGACAAGAUUGAAGGAGAAAUUGAUAUCAGAGAGAUCAAGGAGAUCCGGCCGGGGCUGAAGUCGCGUGACUUUGAGCGCUACAUGGAGGAUUCGGCUGCUCGACUGGACACCAGCCACUGCUUCGUCAUUCUCUAUGGGACCGAGUUUCGUCUCAAGUCCCUCAGCCUGGCAGCCACGUCGGAUGAGGAGAUGCUGAUGUGGGUGAAAGGCCUGACAUGGCUGGUGGCCGACACACUCAAGUCUCCCACUCCUCUGCAGAUAGAGAGGUGGUUACGGAAGCAGUUUUACUCAGUGGAUCGCAACAGGGAAGACAAGAUUUCCUGCAAAGAUCUGAAGAACAUGCUGUGUCAGGUCAACUACAGAGUACCUAACAUGAGGUUCCUCCGAGAGAAGCUUCCGGAUGCGGAGCUGAGAAACGGCGACGUCUCUUACUGUCAGUUUGCCCAGCUCUAUCGCAGCCUAAUGUUCGACGCCCAGAAAACAAUGGAGAUUCCUUUUCUGCAGAGGUACACAGACCGGCCAGAGCAGAAGAUUACGCUGGAAGAUUUCAAAGGUUUCCUCAUGGAGCAGCAGAAGGAGAUGUGGGCCACAGAUAACAACAAGGUGCAAGAGUUCAUGUUCAACUACCUGAAGGAUCCCCUGAGGGAGAUCGAGCAGCCGUAUUUCUUCCAAGAUGAAUUCCUCUCCUACCUGUUCUCCAAGGAGAACACCAUCUGGAACGACACACUGGACCAGGUGCGUCCCGAGGAGAUGAACAACCCACUGUCCCACUACUGGAUCAGCUCCUCUCACAACACCUACCUGACCGGAGACCAGUUCUCUAGUGAGUCGUCUCUGGAGGCCUACGCUCGCUGCCUGCGGAUGGGCUGCAGAUGCAUUGAGUUGGACUGCUGGGAUGGCCCAGAUGGAAUGCCUGUAAUCUACCAUGGUCACACCCUCACCACCAAGAUCAGGUUUACUGACGUCCUGGCGACAAUCAAAGAGCACGCCUUCGUCACCUCUGAGUAUCCCAUCAUCCUCUCCAUCGAAGACCACUGCAGUAUCGUCCAACAGAGGAACAUGGCCACCUUCUUCAAGAAAGUGUUUGGAGAGAUGUUGCUGACCAAGGCGGUGGACAUCUCAGCUGACGGUCUCCCCUCACCCAAUCAGCUCAAGAGGAAGAUUCUCAUUAAGCAUAAGAAACUAGCCGAGGGCAGUUCCUAUGAAGAAGUGUCCACCUCAACGCCCUACUCUGAGAAUGACAUCAGUAAUUCCAUCAAGAACGGCAUCUUGUAUCUCGAGGAUCCAAUCAACCACGAGUGGUACCCUCACUUCUUCGUUCUGACCAGUAGCAAGAUUUACUACUCGGAAGAGACAACGAGUAACCAGGGCAACGAUGAUGAGGAGGAGCACAGAGAGGUCUGUAACGGCAUGGACCAGCACGUGACGGAGAAGUGGUUCCAUGGGAAGCUGGGCGCAGGGCGUGACGGUCGGCAGAUCGCCGAGCGGCUGCUCUCAGAAUACUGCGUAGAGACUGGAGCGCCCGACGGCUCCUUCCUGGUGCGCGAGAGCGAGACCUUCGUGGGAGACUACACCCUGUCCUUCUGGCGGUCUGGUCGGGUCCAGCACUGUCGGAUCCACUCACGCCAGGAGGCGGGCAGCCCCAAGUUCUACCUAACGGACAACCUGGUGUUCGACACGCUGUUUGCCCUCAUCACCCACUACCAGACGGUGGCGCUGCGCUGCAACGAGUUUGAGAUGAAGCUGACGGAGCCCGUGCCCCAGACCAAUGCGCACGAGAGCAAAGAGUGGUACCAUGCCAACCUGUCUCGAAGUCAGGCUGAGAACAUGUUGAUGCGGGUCCCACGGGACGGUGCCUUCCUAGUCAGGAAGAGGACCGAGUUCAACUCCUUCGCCAUCUCCUUCCGAGCGGAGGGGAAGAUCAAGCACUGUCGGGUGCAGCAGGAGGGCCAGACGGUGGUGCUGGGCACGUCGGAGUUCGACAGCCUGGUGGACCUGAUCAGCUACUACGAGAAGCACCCGCUCUACCGCAAGAUGAAGCUGCGCUACCCCAUCAACGAGGAGACGCUGGAGAAGAUCGGCACCGCUGAGCCUGACUAUGGGUCUCUUUAUGAGGGCCGGAACCCAGGGUUUUAUGUGGAGGCCAACCAGAUGCCUACGUUUAAGUGCACAGUGAAAGCCAUGUAUGAGUAUAAGGCCCAGAGAGACGACGAGCUCUCCUUCAGUAAGAACGCAGUCAUCUCCAACGUGGACAAGCAGGAGGGUGGAUGGUGGAAAGGUGACUUUGGAGGCAAGAAGCAGCUUUGGUUCCCGGCCAACUAUGUGGAGGAGAUAAGCCCUACUGCUGUGGAGCCUGACCGAACACAGCUGACUGAGAACAGCCCUCUGGGAGAUCUCUUGAGAGGAAGUGUGGAAGUGUCUUCCUGUCAGAUAGUGGUCCGCCAAGAGGGGAAGGGCAGCCGGCAGUUCGUCUUUUCGCUGGUGCCAUCGGCCGCACCGCGGUCGCCUGUCCUGGACAUCGCCGCCAGCACUCAGGAGGAGCUCAAGGACUGGGUCCUCAAGAUUCGCGAGGUCACCAUGACCUCCGAGGCGAAGCUGGAAGAAGGGAAGAUUAUGGAGAGGAGGAAGAAGAUCGCCCUGGAGCUUUCGGACCUGGUCAUCUAUUGCCGGCCGGUUCCUUUUGACGAAGACAAGAUUGGAACGGAGCGUGCUUGCUUCCGGGACAUGUCGUCCUUCCCAGAGACCAAGGCGGAGAAGUAUGUGAACCGGAUCAAGGGGAAGAAGUUCUUGCAGUACAACCGGCUGCAGCUGUCGCGCAUCUACCCCAAGGGCCAGCGCCUGGACUCCUCCAACUACGACCCCUUACCCAUGUGGCUGUGCGGCAGUCAGCUGGUGGCCCUCAACUUCCAGACCGCAGAUAAACCCAUGCAGAUGAACCAGGCCCUGUUCAUGCUCAACGGCAGGAGCGGUUAUGUCCUGCAGCCGACCAUCAUGAGGGACGACAACUUCGAUCCGUUUGACCGCCACUCUCUCAGGGGCAUGGAGACCAGCACUCUGGUCAUUGAGGUGUUGGGGGCACGUCACCUACCGAAGCACGGCAGGGGCAUCGUGUGUCCACUGAUCGAGAUCGAGGUGUGUGGGGCUGAGUAUGACAGUGCCAAGCAGAAGACUGACUCAGAAGCUGACAACGGCCUCAACCCCACCUGGCCGCGCAAAUCCUUCCGCUUCACGGUCGGCAACCCUGCGUUUGCUUUUUUGCGCUUCGGCGUGUACGAGAUCGACAUGUUCAGUGACCAGAAUUUCCUUGCACAGGCCACCUUUCCAAUCAAUGGCCUCAAGACAGGCUACCGGUCGGUCCCUUUGAAGAACAGCUAUAAUGAGGAUCUGGAGCUGGCCACUUUGCUUGUCCACAUGGAGAUUAUCAGAGGACGGCCUCAUGAGAACGGGGAGAUGAGUCCCUUCCUGGGCGCCGCCACCAUGGGACUGGCCAGCUACGUGGGGCGCGAGCGUAUGGGCGAGUCCGGCUCGGUGUCCUCGGCCUCCUCCAUGUCCCCUCUGCCCUCGUCGCCGGGCCAGGCGCUGGGCUACCGGGGCCGGGAAAACUCCUUCGAGUCGCGCUACCAGCCCCCGCUGGACGACUUUAGGGUGUCCCAGCAAGAUGCGCUGUUGGACCAUGUGGACCCCCAGAAC
Messenger RNA from Alosa alosa (allis shad), 4367 nucleotides. RefSeq names its product phospholipase C, gamma 1 (gene plcg1). Gene Ontology annotation, biological process: phosphatidylinositol-mediated signaling; positive regulation of epithelial cell migration; phospholipid catabolic process. Gene Ontology annotation, molecular function: phosphatidylinositol-4,5-bisphosphate phospholipase C activity; protein binding. The record is from RefSeq and is a predicted model, not a curated record. Lineage: Eukaryota; Metazoa; Chordata; Actinopteri; Clupeiformes; Clupeidae. The annotation marks the transcript as partial. The transcript has 32 exons.